Lathyrus oleraceus (garden pea) is the source of this 923-nucleotide messenger RNA. RefSeq names its product protein PHOTOSYSTEM I ASSEMBLY 2, chloroplastic. The record is from RefSeq and is a predicted model, not a curated record. NCBI's taxonomy places the organism in Eukaryota, Viridiplantae, Streptophyta, Magnoliopsida, Fabales, Fabaceae. Bases 175 to 606 code for a protein of 143 amino acids. The transcript has 3 exons.
UAAGAAUGACAUGUUUCUACCUGAUAAAAACCACUACUUUUUGCAAACGUGGGAAGAGAAGCAGUGGGCCAAGCAAAAACCGUGAGUUCUUGUCAAUAUCUUUUGCCGGGAAAUCGUCUUUGACGGAAACAACCACCGUUCACAACAUCGCUGAUAAUUGAAGCUUGAAUCUUCAUGGCUGGGUCUGCGUGUGCAUCUUCUUGUUGUGCCUCUGCGCUCAUUCCUAAAUCAACGACUCGAAUUUCAUCGCUCGUUGGCGGCAAUGCAAGUUUCGUCAACAACCGAAUUUCUCGUCUCUGUGUUAGGGUUUCCAUGGUUGACUCUUCCUCUUCCUCCUCAGAUUUUACUAAACGCAUGGAGCAAGCCUGGUUAAUCUCUCAGCAACCAAGACCAGUUGUGUGUUCGUCUUGCAACUCAAAAGGGCAUAUUGAAUGCAAAUGGUGUGGAGGUACUGGUUUUUUGGUUCUUGGUGACCACAUGCUUUGCGAAGUUCCAUCCAGAAACACUAGUUGUAUUAUUUGCACUGGAAAGGGAUCAAUGUGCUGCUCAAAUUGUCAAGGAACAGGCUUUCGUGCAAAGUGGUUGGAAGAGCCUCCUACAUCCUAGAUGUGGACAUAUGUUUUAAGUUGGGAGGAUUGGAUCUGUCUGACUGGUGCAGCACUCACUUUUGUUUUUUCAGCCAAGGCUUAUUAUGUUGUUGUAUUUUUCUCUGUAUAAUAACACGUACAAGUGUAAUUGUUAUACCAAAUGAAACAGAGUAUCCUUGAAACCACUGCUGUAGGUUUCAGUUUCAAACAUGUAAAUGCCAAGCUUCCUGUAAGAACACAAUGUAUGAAAGUUGUUUGAUUUUGCAAGGAACAGUUCAGUUAGGAUGUAGUUAAAAAAUUAUAUUGUUUUAUGUAUAAUGUAAUUCUUUGCAGUAA